Vairimorpha ceranae is the source of this 4245-nucleotide messenger RNA. RefSeq names its product polar tube protein. The coding region runs from base 1 to 4245 and encodes 1414 amino acids. The transcript has a single exon. NCBI's taxonomy places the organism in Eukaryota, Fungi, Microsporidia, Nosematidae. The record is from RefSeq and is a predicted model, not a curated record.
AUGAGAAAUAUUUUACUACUGUUACUAAAUCUAAAAGUUUUUGGCAGAAUAUUAAAAUCAAAUAGACGGGGGAAAAAUAACCAAAGCGAUUUACGAGGUCGCAAUAUAAUAACUAACAGUGAUACUAUACAUGAAGAUCCACACCAUGUAGAUUUUGAUUACAGAAGAAAAAGACAUGGCCAUGGUCAUAGAGAUCGCGGAGAACACCAUACAGGAACACUUAUACAUGUGAAAAAACGUGGCAGUCAUGGACAUCAUCGUAAACACGGUGGUCGUUUUUCGACUGUUGAAGAAGCUGUUAAAGAUGAUAUUAAAAAAUCAACCGGAAUUUCACGUGAAGAAGAUUUACCAAUUUCAACUAAAACAUUGGCACGAGAAGCGGGUAGAGGAAAUACUGAUGCAGUUAAACAAUUACAAAAUGAUGGAGUUUUGACUGAGCCUUUUGCCUCAGAUUUAAUUGAUGCACAAGAGAAAUCACCUUUAACCGGGCUAACACAAGACCAGGUAGAACAAAUUUUAGCAAAUACACCACAUACAUCGGCUCCUAUGAAAUAUUCAUCAAUGAAAGAAGUAAAACCAGGCGUGAAUCCAGCUCUUGAUAAAACAUUAAAAGCUCAAAAUUUUAUGAAAUGGCUAAGAAGCUUUUUACCAAAAGUUAAUAAAACAUCUGAUAAGAUACUAGAUAAAGCCAAUGAUAUUUUAUCUCAAGCACCCGAUGGUGAUAUAACUGCACCUUUUACAGAUCCAAAUGGAAAUGCAACUGGUAAAACAUACGGUGAGGAAGCACAGUCAUUUGUACAAAAUGCAGUACCAGCUGUAGAACGUGCUAUUGAUCAGUUGAUGGCGGCAGGACUAACACGAGCAGAAGCUGAAGAAAAAAUUGCAACAAAUGAACCCUUUACUCCAGAUUGCGAAUUAAAUGGUACAUGUCAUCCUUUGACAAAAGUUUAUGAUAAUAUUGAACAAUCACUGCUAAAUUCUAUUGCACCACCGCAUCUUCGCGCAACAAAUGAAUUUGAAUUUUUAGUUAAAAACGGAGUCAAUCCUGAAAAUGCAGCACAACUAGCACAAGGAGUCGAGCAAAGUGCUCAAAAUGAAAUACAACACAGAAUGGAUUUGGCUGAUGCAAUGAAAGAAAAUGCUAAGGUAGGAUUUGAGGCAGCAAAUCAUAAAGCGUUACAAAAAGAAAUUGAAGAUGAAAAAAAUGCUGAAAAAGCCAAAAUGAUUGAGACUAUGAAUAAUGAAGUCCGUAAACAACACACAUUCCCUUGGUUCCAUCCAAUACAUCUAAAUGAAGAAGAGUUGGGAUACUUAAGACAGCUAGGAAAUCAAUUAACACCACAAGAUAUUGGUCGCAGAAUGUAUGAAGCGUUUUCUAAAGCAGCAGAAACUGGUGGAACACAUGAGGAUGCUUUAGAUUCUGCUGCGCGCACAGGAUAUUUACUAUCUAACUUUAAUAAUGAGUUAAGGAAAGGCACACCUCCAGCAGUUGCCACUGAUAUAAUAAAUGAACGAGCGAAAAUUAAAGAUGCUGUUGAACAAAGAAGAUCAUUUGUGCAAAAUAAUGGGCCGGAAAUAGCACAUUUGGUGGCUGAAAAUACAAAGUUGAUUCAAAAAGCUGCUGCCAAUAUCGCAAAUAAUCCUGAAACCAAAGAUGACGUAAUGCAAGAGCUUGAUAAUUCAAUGAAAAUUCUUGCAGAUAAACAUGCCACUACUAUACACGAGCAGGCCAAUUCUGAAAAUAUUAAUAAACCAAGAAAAGCCGCUGCUGAUUUAAUUGAUGAGACUCAGAUUAUUAAUAACAAAAUUUUACACAUUGCGAAAAAAGCGCCUAUUGUAGCUAAGGAUAUAAUGAAAAAAGGAAUGGAUAAUGCUAGACAUACAGCCGAGGUCUUUAAUAAUACACUUGAAUAUGUUAAUACAGAGGAGAAAAGACAUAGUCCAAUACCGAAAUCAGCUUUAAGGCUUCUUAAUGAAGCUAAAAAAGAAGAACAACUUGACCAAAUAGCUAAAAAGAAUGCAGAGACAGAGAAACAACACAGAGAGGUACUUCUCAAAGAACAUCAAGAUGCUGAUGUUAUGGCUACAGAAGAAAGACUUGCUAAAAAUAAUAGAGCCAGGAAGAUUAGUGAGGCAGGAAUUAAAGCAGCGCAAUCUGUAUUGAAAACUGGAGGAACAAUAGAAGAAGCAAGAGCAGCUAAGGCGGCAGCUGAAAAAGCUAUAUUGCAAGAAAUUGAGAGUAGAGAAGCGCAAAUUCGUCAAGAUAUAAUGAGAUCACUUAACAGUGGAGUUGAUUCGAAAAAAGCAGCGCAAAUUGCAGCACACGUAGCUACAGCGCACAGCGGUGAUAAUGCUAUUGGUAAAACAUCAGAGGAAGUCUUGAAAAAUGAAUUAGAAGAACGUAAAAAAGAAGCAUUAGAAAAAGCAUUGUAUUCUGAUUUUUCAAAUGAAAAAAUGGAUGUUUUGAAGGUAAUACCUAACGAUGCCAGUGAAAUAAAUAUCAAUAAUUCGGUAAUUAAAUUCCCGCUUAAAACAUUUGUUGAUGAAAAACCAAAAGAUAAAGGAGAGGAGUUUGUAAAAAAUAGAUCUGAUGUUUUAAAAAAUUUAGUAAGAAAUACAGUUACUCGAAAUAAUGUCAAUAGUGGAUUAAACACUAUUCAGACUAAUGAUGGAUUUUUAAAUGCAGGAGAAAACAGUACUAAGCUUCAAAUUCAAGAUGCAGUUGCGUAUAUUGAACCCAGUGGUAAAUUACAGAUGGAGAGUGAAGGAAUUGACACUUCACACUGGAAAUCGAAGCAUAAUCAAGGAGAAAGGCCAGAUAUACCUAAUGGUGAGUUAUACUAUGAAACAGAAAUAAAAGAUGCAGAUUUGAUAUUGCCCAGCCCAACCAAUAAAACACCAAGUAAAUUCCUUUCAAAUGCUAAUGAACAGCUUGACACAAAUUAUAUUGAUGAGUUACACAUUAAAAAGGGAACAUUACACCAGACUCCUUGGAAUGAAUUUUCUGACACAGUUAAGCCAAGACUUAAUUUGUAUCCUAACGAGGAAGAAAAAAUUAGAGAAGCUAAUAUUUUUAAGAAUGCUUUAGCUGAAGAAAAAAAGAAAGAAAAACUUGACUCAAUUCGAAUUUUUUCGUUUACUAAUCCUAACGGCGAUAAGCAUAUUACGACUGUACCACAAUAUGGAAUAACAGAAACAUUUGAGGAAAAUGAAGGAAUGAAAAGACUUUCAAAUAUUGAUCCUGAUAAGAAUAUUGCUAUAAGUGAAACACCUACAGAAAGUCAAAAAGAACCAAUGAUUAAUUCUUUGGAGAAUGUAUCUGAAGAUCAAAUUAUGAACACUUAUAUAGAAAAUACUAUAGCAGAAGGAAGAACUAAGAAUAAAGCUGGAAGGUUUGUAAGUCCAACUAAUGGAUUUACUAAUGAAGAAGAUGCUAAAAAAGCUGAAUUGUUACAGGUUGAAAGAUUUGAUAUCACUAAGCAUUUUAUUCGUGAUGGUUCAGAAGCAAGCAGAGUUAAGAAUGAUUUGAUUUCUAAAACAUUCGCAUAUUCAAAGGCAUUAGGAAUGGAAAAGGAAGAUUAUAUAAAUUUAAUCAAACGAAUUCCUGAUUCUGUAAUUUAUAAAAUGAACGAAUAUAACUCAGAUCCAAAUAAAAAACCAACAGAAAUUCUUGAUACAGAUUUCUCAAAAUCCUUGAAACAAGUUUCAUCUAAUGAUAUUUCUACGUCUAAUUUGAUUAAUUAUAUAUUUAAUAGUAUUUCUAAAGUUACUGGUAAGCCGAAUAAUACUUCGGCUGUUAUUUUGGAAAAACAUAUAGUUCCAAAUCUUAAAGCAGUUGAGAAUACGAAUACAUUAAGAGUACCAAACAGGACAACACAGAUACAGACAAUAGAACCACCAAAACCCGGUUCAACAGUAAUUAAUGAAAUUGUUACAAACGGUCCACCCAAUAUUGCUACUGGUCCAAAUUCAAGCUAUCAAUAUCCUAAUCCCAUUGGGCCACCAAUAAGAUUUGUUGAUAACCAAGUAAGAAAUCCAGGGCCAAAUCCUUUAACAUCGGGACAGGUCCCUUUUAACCAAACAACAAGAGCUUCUUUUAAUACAAAUAAUCCAGCUGGAAACGCUUUCGGAUCUCCUUCUCCAGGAAUAAAUUUACCUAACCAGCCAAGACCAGCCGGAGCAGGAGCUAAUGCCCCCAAUACACCACAAAGAAGAUUAGGUAUCGCUUCAUCUCCUCAAAGGUAA